Molecule: messenger RNA, 1926 nt
Organism: Ascochyta rabiei
Lineage: Eukaryota; Fungi; Ascomycota; Dothideomycetes; Pleosporales; Didymellaceae
Exons: 2
Coding region: 1-1926 (641 amino acids)
Source: RefSeq, a predicted model, not a curated record
AUGGAUCAGAGGGCGGAAGAACAGUUAUCAAAUUCUGCUGCUGGGAUGACGCCUUCGUCUUACACAACGUCAGCCAUGCCCGAGGCUCUCACACGGUUUGAUCCAGGCCCGGACAUCGAGUUGCGUCCUCUUACGUCGCCGAAGGACACAGCAAAAUCGAGUCUACGCGCGGAAACACAGCCCACUGCUACCCUCUAUAAGCGAUGGAUGCACUAUUUGAGGGAGUGGGGCUGGGAGAUGGCUGCAUGUUUGUGCAGCCUAAUUGGGUAUUGUGGAAUAGUUGGUCUGCUCAUAGCGUUUGAUGGCAAGACGCAGCCAGCUUGGCGUUAUGGUAUCACACUCAACUCUGCUGUGGCUCUGCUCUCAACUAUUACAAAAGGAUUUCUACUCGUACCAGCUGCCGCAUGCAUCAGCCAAUCAAUUUGGAUCAACUACGCGAAAAAGGAGCACUCAUUAGGCAUUUUGACGACUUAUGAUGCUGCUAGCCGAGGUCCUUGGGGCGCUCUGCAAUUACUUUGGGUUCUCAGGAGCAGGCGAUUAGCCUGCCUUGGUGCAGCUCUCACUGUUCUAGCAGUCGGCAUUGGUCCAGCGGUGCAACAGACUAUCGUAAUAGAAACGCGUUCAACACUUACGAGACAUCCUGCUACCAUAGCUCGGGCUCGCUCUUACUCACAGACACUUACCAGGGUCCAUGGCCCAGGAAAAUACGAUCCAGAAACGUUAGAUAUCAUACCGCUAGAAUUAAGCGGGUUAUUGUAUUCUGGCAUCUACCUCAACUCCAGAAGACUGGGGACCCUAGAUGUUGUACCAGAUUGCCCGACAAAUGACUGCAGGUUCCCGAGAUUCGACUCCCUAGCCGUAUGCUCCUCUUGCGAGGACCACACGCAAAUGAUAGAAAAAUCUUGUUUCACUAGUAAAACGUCGUGGAAACCUAAGAGCUAUGGCAAGAAUGUUACCUAUUGCAACUUUUCGCUACCCAACGGGCUCCGGAUCAAUCAAUCUCUUUCCGAUGCCUCUACCAUCGCGGCGAGCGUACAGCCAAGAGAUCGAUCGUCUGAAGAGCCGGAUGUUAUCAACGUAUCAGUGCUGAACGCAUCCGCCAGCGAUCUCAAUGCAUCUGCGGAAGCUGUUGAAAGUUCUUUGUCUUGGUGCGUGAAAACAUAUGAAGCAGCCGUUGUCAACGACAGCCUUGUCGAACAUGAGGUGCAAUCCCAGAGAACAUGGACUGUUAGCGGACUUUCAUGGAAUAUGAGCCUUCCUGGUCAUAGUAAGAGCAGUGCAUCGCAGUUUACGGUGUGGAGAACUCCCUCCUUCUCAAUUUAUAAUUAUUUGAGACAGAGAUUUACCUUCAGUAAUAGUAGGUAUGUCGAGUGGCUCGACCGUUUUGCCGAUGAAGAUUCUUUCAUGUUCAGCGCUGAUACUACGAGUAAUUUCUCUUUCGACGCACCCCCAGCGGCGAUCCUCUGGGACACGCUGGAGAUGGUGAACGCAGUUGGUUCCAAAGAGAUGUUCUCCAAUAUCGCUAAGGCAAUGACAACGUUCAUUCGCACAGAUGGCAACAACCAAGAACAAGCGAUCAAAUCCGACGACAUCAUGUUUGACUUGAGCCCUAUGGAGCCCGUGGUCGGCACAGCAUGGACCUUAGAACUCUACAUUAGGGUUCGAUGGCCGUGGCUCACAUUUCUGGGCUUUAUACUCCUGUUGACAAUUGUAUUCCUCGUCCUCACGAUACAUCAGUCCUUCAAGUACAAGGUUGCUGCUUGGAAGUCCGAGCCACUUGCUCUCAUGUAUCAUGGACUGGAGUCGAAUAAAGAAGACGACCAAUGUUUUGACAACGUCGGUGAUAUGCAGAAGCAUAGUACCAAGGUCAAAGUGCGGCUUCAGGAAACUGAAUCGGGGCUAAGACUGGCGGAAUCAGAUGCAUAA